GGGGGUGGGUGGGUGUGAGGAGGGAGGUGGGUCUGUAUAAAACCGAAACCCCUCCUUGCCCUCGACGCUCUCAGAGAAGGGAGAGAGAGUUAAGGGAAGUGUUCUUUCUGUUGUUUUCCCCCCCCUCUCCAUUCCUUUGAUCCCUUUCAGCUUCGCCAAGAUGUCGAAAGGCCACACCACGGACACCACUAAGCUGGGGGUGGGCCGGUCCAUCGCUGUGCUAACAUCUGGAGGAGAUGCCCAAGGUAUGAACGCAGCUGUGAGGGCCACAGUCAGAGUCGGCCUGUACACUGGAGCUAAGGUCUUCUUUGUCCAUGAGGGCUACCAGGGCCUGGUUGAUGGAGGGCAGAACAUUCGCCCCGCUACCUGGGAGAGUGUGUCCAUGAUGCUGCAGCUGGGUGGCACCAAAAUUGGCAGUGCCCGUUGCAUGGAUUUCAUGGUGAGGGAGGGACGCUUGAAGUCUGCCUGCAACCUGGUCAAACUGGGCAUCACCAACCUCUGUGUGAUCGGAGGUGAUGGGAGCCUGACUGGAGCUAACCUGUUCCGCAGUGAAUGGAAAGAGCUGCUAUUGGACCUGGUCAAAUCUGGCCAGAUCACCGACGCACAGGCGAAGGCCUCCGCCCACCUCAACAUCGUGGGCAUGGUAGGCUCCAUCGACAACGACUUCUGCGGCACUGACAUGACCAUCGGCACCGACUCCGCCCUGCACCGCAUCAUGGAGGUGGUGGACUGCAUCACCACAACAGCCCAGAGCCACCAGAGGGCCUUCAUCAUGGAAGUGAUGGGAAGACAUUGUGGCUACCUGGCCCUGGUCACAGCUCUGGCUUGCGGGGCAGACUGGGUGUUUAUUCCAGAGAUGCCCCCAGAGGACGGUUGGGAGGACCACAUGUGCAGGAGGAUGAUGGAUACCCGAUCCAGAGGCUCCCGCCUGAACAUCAUCAUCGUGGCGGAGGGGGCCAUGAACAGACAGGGCAAGCCCAUCACCAGCGACCAGAUCAAAGAUCUGGUCUCUAAGAGGCUGGGCUUUGACACUCGUGCCACAGUCCUGGGGCACGUACAGAGAGGAGGAACCCCUUCUGCCUUUGACAGAAUUUUGGGCAGCAGAAUGGGACUCGAGGCCGUGAUGGCUCUGCUGGAGGCCACCCCUGAGACCCCUGCCUGUGUGGUGAGCCUGUCAGGAAACCAGGCUGUCCGACUUCCCCUCAUGGAGUGCGUGCAAGUGACAAAGGAUGUCACCAAAGCCAUGGCAGAAGGCAGAUUUGAGGAUGCUGUCAAGCUCAGGGGCAAGAGCUUUGAGAAUAACUGGAUCACAUAUAAAUCCCUGGCACACGUGCAUCGCCCAAAUGUCAAGAGUAACAUCAACAUUGGCAUUGUACACGCGGGCGCCCCCUGCGCUGGCAUGAACGCGGCCGUGCGUUCCGCUGUGAGGAUGGGCAUUCUCCAGGGCCACAACAUGUUCGCAAUCCACGAUGGCUUUGAGGGCUUGGCCCUUGAACAGAUUGAACCAAUCACUUGGAAUGAUGUGGGCGGCUGGUCAGGGAAGGGAGGCUGUUAUUUGGGCACAAAGAGACUUCUCCCAGGAAAAAUGAUGGAGCAGAUUAGCCUUAGCAUUGCCAAGAACAAUAUUCAUGCCCUAAUCAUCAUCGGUGGCUUUGAGGCGUAUAGCGGUGGGCUGGAGUUGGUGAGGGGCAGGGAGCUGUACGAGGAGUUGUGCAUCCCCAUGGUGGUCGUCCCCGCCACCGUCUCCAACAAUGUGCCUGGAUCUGACUUCACCAUCGGUGCCGACACGGCCCUCAACGCAAUCACUACAACAUGUGACAGGAUUAAGCAGUCGGCUGCGGGCACUAAGCGCCGGGUGUUCAUCAUUGAGACCAUGGGCGGCUACUGUGGCUACCUGGCUACCAUGGCAGGCCUAUCAGGAGGAGCUGACGCUGCCUACAUCUAUGAGGAAAAAUUCACCAUUGCCGAUCUGGAGGCAAAUGUACAGCAUCUGUUGGAGAAGAUGAAGACCACAGUAAAAAGAGGUUUAAUUCUCAGGAAUGAGAGCUGCAACGCAAAUUACACAACUGACUUCAUCUUCAACCUCUACUCUGAGGAAGGAAAGGGAAUCUUUGACUGCCGUAAGAACGUCCUGGGACACAUGCAACAGGGCGGAUGCCCGACGCCUUUCGACAGGAACUUUGCCACCAAGAUGGGAUGUAAGGCUGUCCUCUGGUUGACCGAUAAGAUGAAGGAGUGCUACAGACACGGCCGUAUCUUCGCCAACACUCCAAACUCUGCGUGUGUGCUCGGCAUGAGGAAGAGAGGCCUGCUUCUCCAGCCUCUGGGAGAUCUGGCCAAAGACACUGAUUUUGAGCACCGCCUCCCAAAAUCACAGUGGUGGCUAAAACUGAGGCCCGUGAUGAAGAUCCUGGCUCACUACAAUGUGACUUUGGACACAGAACACACCGCGAUGGAGCAUGUCAUAGGGAAAAGAGUCUAAACCCGCCUAAGUCAAUGGAGGACAAAACAGCAAAGUGGUUUACCAUAACAAAAGCCAUGUUGUCAUAUUUAGUUUUUUUUUUGCUCACAAACUGCUAAUACAGGAUUAAACACAACUAUCCCCAUAUCUACAAACUGAUUGAAAUGAUGGUCAUUUCGGCUCUCCCUGCUUUAUGACUCUCGUGUGAUCUACCUCUUUAUUGUGUCCAUUUUACUCCUCUGUGCCUCCGAUUAUAUCUUUGCACUCAUUGGGCUCCACUGUGUGGCCAAAACAAAUGCAGGUUCAUCAUUAAGACAAACCCUGAUUUAUAAAGGGGAAUAUUGUGUGGUUAGACUCCCAUACGAGUCUGGACCCCUAGUGCUGAGCUCUAGGCCAACGAGCUGAAGAAGUUGAGGUUAACUAUGAAAAUGUCAUUCAACAAUAAAACAGUCUUCAGAA
Clupea harengus (Atlantic herring) is the source of this 2920-nucleotide messenger RNA. RefSeq names its product phosphofructokinase, muscle a (gene pfkma). Lineage: Eukaryota; Metazoa; Chordata; Actinopteri; Clupeiformes; Clupeidae. Gene Ontology annotation, cellular component: cytoplasm; membrane; 6-phosphofructokinase complex. The transcript has 22 exons. The coding region runs from base 161 to 2482 and encodes 773 amino acids. The record is from RefSeq and is a predicted model, not a curated record. Gene Ontology annotation, biological process: fructose 1,6-bisphosphate metabolic process; canonical glycolysis; fructose 6-phosphate metabolic process. Gene Ontology annotation, molecular function: fructose-6-phosphate binding; monosaccharide binding; identical protein binding.